Molecule: messenger RNA, 770 nt
Organism: Meira miltonrushii
Lineage: Eukaryota; Fungi; Basidiomycota; Exobasidiomycetes; Exobasidiales; Brachybasidiaceae
Exons: 1
Coding region: 46-669 (207 amino acids)
Source: RefSeq, a predicted model, not a curated record
AAGCACUCUAAGCUGCUUCCAAAAGCGCCAUCAGCUUUCUCAAAAAUGCAAUUUGCCACAUCAAUGACCGUACUUCUCUUUCUUUUUGCGCAUGUUCAGUGUAUUCCGGUAAAGGGAAUUGACCUGAAUAGACUUCCCAGGCCCGAAUCACCACAAGAGCAGCCUGAAGAACGCAUACCGACCAAAAAAGAACUUCCAGCGAAUUUUAUCAUAAAGAAACGAAAGGAUAAAAAUGACCCAAACUCACCUGCGUACAAAGCUAGAAUGCUUGCGAAUAUGACAGGACACCCAAGAAAUUCAAAGGAAUACAAGAAAGUAUACGAUUCACACUAUUUCAAAUUACGUAAAGAACAAGGUUCAAAAUUCUACGAAGGCAUGACGAAAGAUCCUGAACUAAGUGCCAAAAUGCAUAAAGAAGGUCAAAGACGUUCUACAACCAGAUUUAACAGGGCUUUACAAGAGCGAAAGAGGACCGGAAAUAUGACAUCUGCCGAUAGAAGAUACUAUGAAAUGUCAAAUAAAAGGGCAAGGGAACUUUAUAAAAAGGAUCCCCAAGCCUGUAAAGAGCGUGGUAGAAGAUUUCGUCUGAAAGUGAAAGCUUUGAAAGAGCGGCUCAAGCCUGUAGAAAAAGAAUCAAAACCGGUUGACGAAAGCCACGCAAACGAAUAAUAUGUUACCCCCGAAUACACCGCUUUUUGCAUAUUUCUAAGAGUUUCAAUCAUCUCGAAUAGCAAAGUUGUAACAAUUUACCUUUCUUUCUCUCUUUCAUG